Molecule: messenger RNA, 1638 nt
Organism: Ochotona curzoniae (black-lipped pika)
Lineage: Eukaryota; Metazoa; Chordata; Mammalia; Lagomorpha; Ochotonidae
Gene: MAEL
Product: maelstrom spermatogenic transposon silencer
Exons: 12
Coding region: 68-1375 (435 amino acids)
Biological process (GO): regulation of miRNA-mediated gene silencing; male meiotic nuclear division; negative regulation of DNA-templated transcription
Cellular component (GO): P granule; nucleus
Molecular function (GO): sequence-specific DNA binding
Source: RefSeq, a predicted model, not a curated record
GGAGCCCGGCGAGGGCGCCGGCGGCUUUUGCAGGCCCAGGUGCGGUCGAGGCCUGAGCUGGCUCGCCAUGCCGAACCGCAGGGCCAGCCGUAAUGCCUACUACUUCUUCGUACAGGAGAAGAUUCCAGAACUGCGCAGGCGAGGUCUGCCUGUGGCCCGAGUGCCAGACGCCAUCCCCUACUGCUCGGCCGACUGGGCGCUCCUAAGGGAGGAGGAGAAGGAAAAAUACGCAGAGAUGGCUCGCGAGUGGAAGGCUGCCCAAGGGAAGGACGCUGGCCCUUUGGAGAAGCAGAAAGCGAAUGUUUCCGUGCCACUGAGGCGGCCGGGCAUGCUCGUCCCGAGGCAGACCGUCUCACCCCCUGAUAUGUCAAGUUUGUCUCUGAAAAGUGAUCAAGCUCUCCUUGGAAGCAUUUUUUAUUUUUUAAAUAUUUUUAGCCAUGGUGAGCUCCCUCCUCAUUGUGAACAGCGCUUCCUCCCUUGUGAAAUCGGCUGUAUUAAAUAUUCUCUCCAAGAAGGGAUUAUGGCAGAUUUCCACAGUUUUAUAAGUCCGGGUGAAAUUCCACGAGGAUUCCGAUUUCAUUGUCAGGCUGCAAGUGAUUCUAGUCAUAAGAUUCCUAUUUCAAACUUUGAAUUUGGGUGUGACCAAGCAACUGUUUUAAAAAGUCUCUAUAGGUUUAUUCACCCAAACUCAGGGAACUGGCCACCCAUUUACUGCAAGUCUGAUGACAGAGCCAGGGUCAACUGGUGUUUGAAGCAUAUGGCAAAGACAUCAGAAAUAAGGCAGAAUCUGGAACUUCUCACUGUAGAGGACCUCGUAGUGGGGAUCUACCAGAAGAAAUUCCUCAAGGAGCCCUCCAAAACCUGGGUUCGAAGCCUCCUAGAUGUGGCCAUGUGGGAUUAUUCUAGCAACACAAGGUGCAAGUGGCAUGAAGAAAACGAUAUUCUCUUCUGUGCAUUAGCUGUUUGCAAGAAGGUUGCGUACUGCAUCAGUAAUUCUCUGGCCACUCUCUUUGGAAUUCAGCUCACAGGUGCUCAUGUACCACUGCAAGAUUAUGAGACCAGCAAUACUGUGACUCCCAAAAUGGUGGUAUUGGAUGCAGGACGUUUUCAGAAGCUAAGGGUUGAGAGUCCAGGAUUCUCUCAUUUCAACUCUUCUAAUCAGGAUCAAAGAUCUCGCACACCCACUGGUGAUUACCCAUCCGGGGUGAGAAUUGCUGGCCAAAACAACAGUGUUCGGGGAAGAGGGAUCACCCGCUUGCUAGAGAGCAUUUCCAGUUCCUCCAGCAAUAUCCACAAAUUCUCCAACUGUGAGACUUCACUCUCACCUUACAUGUCCCAAAAAGAUGGAUGCAAAUCUUUCUCUUCCUUAUCUUAAUGAUGGUACAUUUUUCAAUUUCUCGAAAAACAGGCCCAACUUCCCCUUCUAACAUCACAUCAAUGAUAAAUGGCACUAAUGUAAAAACACGUAAUUUGUAAAGGAAACACUGUUUCAUAGAUUAAAAGUAAUUGUGGUUGGAGAAGAUCUUGGCAUUUCUGCUUUCUUUUCUUGAGGGCUUUUUUUUCUGACUGUGUGUUAGGUGUGCCAUUAAAGUCCCAUACAAAGCUGGUAUUGUCAGAAUUGUGCUUUUGAGAAAGUUA